AUGGAGAAACAGGAACGGGAGUCGAACCUUACUAAAGCUCGUAGACCGCGAGUUAAAAAUGACUCUAGAGUCGCGACCGUGCCGCCACCCUCAUUUUUGCGCAAUAAAACAACUUCCGGUUCGAAUAGACCUCGCGUCGCUCGAAUUAAUACUUCUAGUUUAUCUGAUAAAGAAAAGGCUAGGUCUGACGAUGGUUUUUUUUCUGACUCGGAUAAAGAUAGUAGUCAGAGUAAUAAAUCUGCCAAUUCGAAUAUAAGUGUACAGAGUAGCAUGAGCUUUCUUAAUAAGACUCCUUCAAUCAUAUCGGAUGCUAUAAUACGUGUACGGCCAAAAUCUUCUCUUGGAACUUCAUCCGAAAAAUCUCAUAUUGAUCUUGCAAAUCGUCAAUCACAACAAGCUGAUGAGGCAAGAAAGAAUAGAAAGAUAGCUGAUUUGGAAAUCUCUAUAAAAUCUCUAAUGACGAUAAAUGCCGAAUUGGAUGAAACAAAUAAAAAGCAAGCUGCUGAAAUAAUAGAAUUGAAGAGAAUGCUUAAAGUUAAUGAUUCAUUUAUGUCUGAGGUUUAUGCUGUUGAUGAUGAUGAAUUGUCUACACCAUUAACUGAGACGGACUUGGCAGAAAUUGAAAAAGAUAACGAUGUUCGGUUUAAACGAAUAUGUCUCCUUAUAGAUGAAUUACUUCGAGAUGCACAAGAAGCUCUCGAGUGUUCGGCAAAAGCAAUUGGAACUAAAGUUUUACCUAAUGCACAAUUAGGUUUGUCAACUGUCAACAAUACAAGUUGUAACGAAUCAGAUACUCCAAACGAGGAUUUCUUAAAUGAAUCAGUAGGACAUUAUGAUGAGAUAUUAACACAGUCAUCACAUCAUUCUAAUACAUCUAUAGAAUCUAAAAAUCUAGAGGUAAAGUUGGAGGAAUUAGAAAAUAAGUCUAUCAGCACUAUAUCAUCCAAAAGGUCAAAAAAAUCAAAGACGCGAAGUAACAUUGAUACAUUAAUUUCAACGAAUCCAAAAUUAAAAAUAAAAACUUCAAUGAAUCAAAAACAAAAUAUUGUGGGUCCAAAAUUAAAAUCACAACAUUCGAGGGAUCCUAAAUUAAAAAAUUCUCCUGACACACCAACUUCGGUAGACCCGGAGCUAAAAAAUUCAAAAUCGCUUAUUUGUGAAAAUGGUGAACGUGUCCAAGAAGUUAUCAAAGAACUUUUGAUCCUUGCAAAGCAAGAUACUGCAAAGCAAGAUACUGUAAAUAAUAAAAAACUUACACCACAACCUUUCGAACGAAAAGGUCUUGGAUUAUUACUCUCCAUUCAGGAUGGGCAGAAUGGAAUUAUACCACAUAAUACUUAUAAUACCUAUAAUACUGUUACUAACAAUAAUGUUGAUACAUCACCUACUUCUCCUACAAUAACGCUUUUAUACGAGCUUCAAGAAUUAUUGGGGAUAGGUGAUGCUGAAUCGUCAAAGUUUACGAAUGAAUACCGUAAAAGUUGUCCGGUGAUUUCUUCUAGUAGAAUUCAUUUUCAAAUUGAUGCGCCAAAUGAAGACAGUAUAGUUGAUGAAAGAGAUGGUUCAAGAGCUCAAUUAAAUAACUCUACUGAUAGAGCACGAGUUGUUCGUCGUCGAUCUUCGCCGAAUUUCAGAACUCCGUCAUCUCCAAUGAAUAAAUCAGAUGACGCUUUCAACACAUCGAGGGCGAAGAGUAACGUUGAUUCAAACUCACAUCCACAUGGUUCUGAUGUUGUUAAACCUUCGUUAUGGGCUUCAUCAUUAGGCUUUUUAACGCCUUGGAAAUUGGAAUAG
Messenger RNA from Cetraspora pellucida, 1794 nucleotides. Lineage: Eukaryota; Fungi; Glomeromycota; Glomeromycetes; Diversisporales; Gigasporaceae. The record is from the annotation of a GenBank genome assembly.